Messenger RNA from Drosophila willistoni, 3511 nucleotides. RefSeq lists its product as uncharacterized. Gene Ontology annotation, biological process: protein ubiquitination. The record is from RefSeq and is a predicted model, not a curated record. Gene Ontology annotation, cellular component: Cul4-RING E3 ubiquitin ligase complex. The transcript is spliced from 7 exons. Lineage: Eukaryota; Metazoa; Arthropoda; Insecta; Diptera; Drosophilidae. The coding region runs from base 316 to 2991 and encodes 891 amino acids.
CUGUUAGUGUUUGUUUUUGUUUUUCGCAAUUGUCGAAAAUUUGGGUUUUUCUGAAUACAAAACUUUGAACCUAAGAAAAUUGCUAUAGUUAUUGAGACAAAGGAUAAUAAAGUGUGCAUCAGAGCCUGUCUAUGUAUAAUAGAGGCGAAGCGGUAGCUUCCCGGUCCGGGUGAAGAAGACCAGGCCGAGUAAGCAAAGGAUAACGUCGAAAAGAAGAAGGAGGAGGGUAGCGAGAAGGCGUGAAGGAGAGAAGAGAAAGAAGAAGCAGGGGAAAAUUUUUAAGUCUGAUUUAGUUAAGACAGUGGAAUAGAUGCAAUGGAGACUGACUACCAAAAUUACGUCGAGUCAUUGUCCGGAGUUUCGUCCGAUGAUGACGAUAUCUCAACGGUGGACAGUUCCGAUGAGGCAGCCACAGAGGAUGCAAUGCCGGCGGCGCCCACACACCAGCCCACACAACAACACACUCGAAACCUUGUGCAAAUGCUCUACGACAGAGAGCGCACUGGAUACUUUACGGGUCUAUCUCGUGCGGGCCAAAAACCAAAGCUUCCAUAUGAAAGGGUGCCAAAUAGAUUAAAGUUACAUCUCAAGGACGUGCUGGCCAACAAUGCCAUGGACGGACACAUUUUCAUGGGAUUGACAUCCUGUGGUCAAUAUAUGCUUAGUCACCGUGUUGUUUGCAAUGAUAACUCCUCCCUUAAUCAUUAUUCCUUCAACAUGGGCUACAAAUACACUCUUUAUUUCUGGUUCUUCCAGCCGUAUAAGAAAUUGAAACAAUUCUUUACGCGUCGUUUAUUUGAUGAUCAUGUAGUGGAUAACAUUAAAACGGUCAGCAUGACGCAAUGGAAGAAUGCCAGCCAUCAAAUUCUGGUGGUACACGGUGCUGCCCAAGAGGAGGGCGAGGAGAGCUAUAUAACAUAUGUAAAAGUUCCUAAACUUGGUUGUUUGGAGUGCAAGAAGCUUAUCGAUGACGGUCCAUAUUCCUUCUACAAUGCUCACUGCCUGAAUUGUCAUUUGACUGUGCACACAAAGUAUUCCUCAACAGAGGCGGAUCCCUCAUUCGAACCAAAAAUCAAUUUACUUUGCCCAGAACGAAUUCUAAUCAUCUCGAAUGGUUUUAUGCACAUGCUGCGCAUCGAUAUUGACACGCCGGCCGUGUCGAACGGUAGCAGCUACUUAUCCCAGCAAGCUCUAAUGCAAUCGCGUUCCAUGUUGGUGUCCAAUGCAAGUGAGGAUGAUCGGAGCUCACAAGCGUUCACAGCUUCUGGCUCGGAAGCCGAAUCCAAUGGCGAACAGAGUGUUGUGGCUCGCAUUAUAGCCGAUUUUAGUGAUAUUGAAACGGAACAGCGUGCCAUAAAUAACAACAAUAAUAACAACAACAACUAUGACACUCUAAAUAAUACAUGUUGCUCACCAAAAUCAUAUGAGAAGCUCAUAUUCUCGCCCAACUACAGUACCAUGGGCUCCAGUCUCACAUUACCAGAGACAACUUUGCCAGUUGCAAAGCAAAGUCCCAUUGGUGGCAGCAGCGAGACAAGCCAAGCUCGAAGACGCAAUCAACGAAUUGUCACCAAAUCCUAUCGCAAUGGAAUCACCACCAUAGAUGUUCAGAGUCCACCAAGCUCUAGUUCAAUGACUGACAAGUCCAAUGCCUAUGAAUUCUCCGAGGAUAAUGAGAAAUGCGAGAAAAUUUCAUUAUUUCGCAAGCGAAGACUUGCCGAGAAGAAAUAUGAAUUCUCCGAGGAUAACUCUGAGAAUAUUAUACCAUUUACCAAGGUGCGAUCGGCUGGUCGAGCCUCGGCGGGUACAUCGGCGACACGCGGUUUGCAUCGCUUUUCGCCUACAGCUCACUUCUUUCAUAACUCACCGUGCGCUUCGCCCUCCUCAUCGCCCCAUCCGGCUCAAUCGGCUCAAAUGCAGACACAGACACCGCCCCACUUGGGUUUCCGUUCGCCGCCCUCCAGUUCGAAUAUGAUGCGUUCGCCUAGUCGUAACGCCGCUUCGGUGGCCGCACAAAUCUACAAUCAGAAGUCACCACCGCUUUCGCAGGCCACACAGCAAAUGCUUAGCUAUAAGCCCGUUGGCCCACUGGGCGCCCUCUCGCCGCUGCAGGUGUCGAUGGCCAAGCGUUUUGGCGAAAUUGGCGGCUCUAUGUCACCAAAUGCUGGGCUAUCGUUCUUAUCGCCACGCCGUGAAGAACCACGCAUUGUAGAAAUGCCCGUCCAAGGAGGCGUAAUGCCAGAGAAACCAGUGUGUACUAAGAAAUUCAGGCGUCGCUAUGUGGAGGAAGACGACGCCACUUCGGUCAUAACUAGCGAAGAGGAUGAUUGCAUAUCGCCCGGAUAUCACACCUCUUUGCCCAUGGAGGUGCAUGGCUCUUGCUAUUCUGAAAUGCAAAUGAUUUCGCAGGCCUCUUAUCAUCGUCUGCGCUGCAGCAGUGUCAUUAUAACCCAGCACUCAUUCGAUCUGGAGACCUUCACAUACUAUGUAAUUAGUAUGCUCUGCCAAAAGCAUCAGAAGAUCUACAACGUUUUCUACGACUGGGCCUAUGAGGUCAUCAAUGUGUGCCCACUUAGCCAGACUGUUAAUUGCUUGCUAAUGGCACAAUUUUCUGCUCGAGAUCAGGUGAAUUGCGCCCACUGUGCGGGACGCUUGGAUUGUGUAUUUCAUAGUCGUCAAUACGAGUGUCGUAUAUUGUUCAACUGGAAUAUGGAAACUGGACAAUGGCAGGUCCUAGACUAUGGCGAACUGAAGGAAAUGCUUGAGCUGUUUAGUCCACUGAAGCGUUUGGGCAAGUCGCGUCUAACACUGGGCCAAAUGACCCAAAAGAUGGCCCUAGAAUUGGUCGGCAGUUUGAAUCGAUUGCCCGAUUAUACAAGCAAUUUGCGUAUCUUAAACGCAGAUAUGAAAAAAUCCAAGACAUUCAUUUCGGAUCUGGAUAAUAUGGUGGAGUUUCAUCUAAAGCGUAUCACACAAAAUGAGACGUCUUAGGGGGGGGAAAGGCACUGUAUCCUAAACUUGGCCGUGCAUCUAGUUCAGUUCUAAACACAAAUGAAAAAGUGUGCUGUUUUUUUAGUUUUUAGUUAAUCUUUACCUUACUUAGUGCAACGAAACGCUUAUGCAAAAAGAAAAACUGGUUGGAAUACGCGUCCUAAUUUCGACUGAAGUCAUUUAAGUAAUACCAUAAUAUUCAACUACGAUAUCUAGUUAUAGAAAUGCGAGCAUUAUCUAUGCAGAUAAUUGACCACUUCUAUCUCUUUGUAUAAUUUUUGAUAUUCGACAUUUCAAUUCAACUAAUAAUCUUUAGUCUUAGUUAGUGGGUAUAAUUAAUUACAAAUUUACUUACAUCUAGUUAGCGGUUCUCCGAAAUAUACAAGUCUAUUCACAGUACACAUUACGAUGAGUGAGUUAAUCAAGUAAUACAUGAAUAGCCAUAAUAAAAAUGAUAUUAUACUUAAGCAGUUCAAAUCAUGACAAUUUCAAAUAAAAAAAAAAAAUAAUUUUCACAACA